Messenger RNA from Chenopodium quinoa (quinoa), 1390 nucleotides. Its product is annotated as acetyltransferase NSI-like. The transcript is spliced from 8 exons. Lineage: Eukaryota; Viridiplantae; Streptophyta; Magnoliopsida; Caryophyllales; Amaranthaceae. Gene Ontology annotation, molecular function: N-acetyltransferase activity. Gene Ontology annotation, cellular component: cytoplasm. Bases 340 to 1101 code for a protein of 253 amino acids. The record is from RefSeq and is a predicted model, not a curated record.
UUGGGCUGAACUGAACUGAACUGAAAUUAACGUAUGAGAACGGACCUUUAUUCUCACAUUCUAAAGGGUUAUGCAAAAAGGUCAAUUUUGGAAUACAAAAGAAGAAGAAAAAAAGAAAAGAAAAAAAAAGGAUGUAGGGUCCUGGGCUCCUGGUUGAGUAAUGAAGAAUUGAGGAUGGGUGAGUAACAGGAUUGAAUGAAGGAAAGCGUGCGCGAUGUGGCACACAGACACACAGACACUACCGCAGUAGCUCUGUAGUCACUGUUAUUUUCCUCAACAUUCAACAUUCAACAUUCAACAAUUCUUUGGAUUUAAAAAACAAUCAACAAUUCGGCAAUUAUGCACGCUUCUUCUUCAAUUGCCCUUUCUCUUUCUUCUCGGGCUCCUGCUCUUAAUCAAUCUCAACAACUCUUCUUCUCUCAUCUCAGUCUCAGUCUCAGUCCCAAUCCCAUUUAUUAUUAUGGAUUCUCUACUACAGGAACCAAAAAGCUUAGAUUUUGUACCCUCAAGCUCAAGGCUAGUUUUUGGGAAUCCAUUCGAUCUGGAAUCUUGAAAAACAAUACAACACAAGUUAUUGAACCAACAAUUCCUACUGAAGAAGAGGAGGAGCCUUUGCCUGAAGAAUUUGUGCUUGCUGAAAAAUCUCAAACAGAUGGGUCUGUUGAACAAAUAAUCUUUUCUUCUGGUGGAGAUGUUGAUUUGUAUGACCUACAGGCAUUAUGUGAUAAGGUAGGUUGGCCCCGUAGGCCACUCUCAAAACUUGGUGCAGCUUUGAAAAAUAGUUACAUGGUUGCCACACUGCAUUCUGUUCGUAAAUCACCUGAUGCAGAAGGUGAUGACUACAAGACGCUCAUUGGAAUGGCUCGUGCUACAUCUGAUCAUGCCUUCAAUGCUACAAUUUGGGAUGUUCUUGUUGAUCCAUCUUACCAGGGUCAAGGGCUUGGAAAGGCUCUUGUGGAGAAGAUGAUAAGGGCUCUGUUACAGAGGGAUAUUGGCAACAUUUCUCUCUUUGCAGAUAGUAAAGUUGUUGACUUCUAUCAAAAUUUAGGAUUUGAACCAGAUCCAGAGGGAAUCAAGGGAAUGUUCUGGCACCCCAAGUAAAAGUUCAUGGAAGAUGAAGGUGAAAUGUGAGACAAUGAGCACUUUGCUGAACUAGGCUGUGGUAGUAAUCGAUGUGUAAAAAUGUUCUGUUCUUCAUUGGUGUCAAGUUUUGGUUAAAGUUCUGUACGAGAUUACAAAUGUGUAUAUCAAAGAAAGUUCCAGGACUAACUUCAUGUAUGCAACAACUCAACAAGCAGCCCAUAGGCCAUAGUAUGCAUUUGGUUGGGGCAAUUGGGCUGCGGAUAAAAGUGAGAAACGUGACCACGAGUCCACCACAUUGAACCUACAA